Molecule: messenger RNA, 2829 nt
Organism: Plasmodium cynomolgi strain B
Lineage: Eukaryota; Apicomplexa; Aconoidasida; Haemosporida; Plasmodiidae
Exons: 3
Coding region: 1-2829 (942 amino acids)
Source: RefSeq, a predicted model, not a curated record
AUGAACGAAGCGAAGAAGCGCACAGACCACCACCACCCCCAAGAAAAGGACCUCAAGUUCGACGGACCCUGUGACAACAAGGAGAAUAGCAGCGAUGGAAAUUUCGCGAAUAUUUCAAAUAUCGCCACCAUCAACUUCGCCAAUCUGGAGAAGGAGUUCCAGAAGAUAUACAGAUAUCCGUCUCAGGAGCGACCGCCAUCACGCAGUCAGUCGAGCGAAUCGAACGAGUGGAACGAGGCGAACAAGGCGAGCAAGACGAACAAGGCGAACGAAUCGAACAUGACGAACGAAUCGAACGAAGGUGUUUACUUCUGCAGGAAGGCCCAGGAGAAGAGGGCCCACGCGAUGGUGAACCAACCGAGUGAGGAGACGAUACACACACAGCGAGAUGGAAGGCACGCCGAAAGUUCGAUCGGAAGGGCCAUCUCAAAGGGGGAAGGAAAACGACGUGCUGAUUACUAUGGAGGUACGCUUCCAGGCCAGCUUCGGAGAAGCGAAGCCACGGGGAGAAGCAGACAGGAGAACUUCCAUUCGACCAACUCCAUUGAGCAAAUUUUAAAGAGUAUUCAGGAGGACACCAUUUUAGGGACACACCGGGGGGAUGAUGGCAACUCUGGUGGGGGAAGCUCGAACGUUGGCGCGGGUCUCGCAGAUGCGGCGGACCCAGUGAAGGCUAUUAACGAAAAGAAGACUAUUCACCCGAUGUGCCGCCUCUGGUGGGACGACAAGCCCUUUGCAUACCACUGGGAUCGCGGCAUGAACAGGCAGGAGGUACAGCGGUGCGUGCAUAAUUUCUGCAUAAACAUCGCGAGCGAGGACUUCUAUCUCGCACGCCUGGAGAGACUCAACGAAGAUAACCAAUACAAGGAGAAACAAAAAAAUAUACAAAAAAUACCACUAAAAGGGAACACCUACGCCUAUUACAAAAUAUGCGAGCGAUAUGAGUACGAGUCAUUGGGAGAUGUGAAACCAAAUCAGGAAUACAUAAUCAAAAGGAAGAACCACGUGAAGGAAAAACUCAUGUACCCCCUUAAUUUCCCAGAGGUCUUAAGAGCCAUAGAAUACACAAAGGAAGGAGGUAACCUACUCAAGCACACAGUCUAUAGCAUCCCUCACUUACGCUUCUUCUUCAUAAGCAAAGACCUAAAUUUUAUCAAAUGGUUUUCGUCAAGGAAAACAGAUGAGCAAUGCAAGAUUUAUUUCCAAAAAAUUAACAGUCUCGAAAUAAAAAUCGUGCAUGAAGACAUGUUGGAAAAUCUCAAAGUCGAUAUUUUGAAGAGACUCUCCUUUUCCAUCGUUUAUAUGAAUGAAAAGAAAAAAAUAACUCUGACUUGUAAAAGUUUGCAAGAGUUUAAUUACUGGGUCACUAGCAUCAGGGCUCUCAUGUUCCAUUCGAAGAGGAUGAAAACGACUCGCAGUGUGUUGUUGUCUCAUAGGAGGACCACUCGAAAUGGAACCCCCAUCACGGGGAAGCCCAACCCAACAAGGAAUACGAAUUUAAAGAAAAAUUCAACGAAGAAGGAACUUAACACAGAGGAAGGAAAGAGUUCCCUUAAGUUAUUUCAUUUGUAUAAGCUUAUUGUCUUCCCACAUUACAAUCUCUAUCAGAUAAAGACGAAAUUUUAUUUACUCAAGGAGAAAGCAUACAAAUACAGGGUUUUAAUUGAAAAGGAAGUUGAUGAAUAUGAGAUGGAUAUUUACUUGGGGGGUGGAUCCUCAGGACAGAGUGGCCACCACGAGGGGGGGGAUAAUGAUCGUCUUAGCAACGAGAGCGACCCUCUAGAGGAGGAGUGUACUACCGACCCGGAGAGUGCCUCAACUCUCUGCAGAAAUUCCCCCCCCCUUUACCACUGCAACGCUAGCGGCAAUGUUGGCGGCAACGAGGCGGGGAAGGAAAACCCAGUAAGGAGGAGGCCUCUCUCUGAUGGGAAGCGCAACGGAACCUGGUCCGGCAGCUCCUCUCCCCAUGUCGCCCUGCCAGAAGUAUAUACACUUAACAAGGAAACAAAUUUAAGCGUUCGUGAUGAUGGGAAGGUAGCCAAGAGAGUGACACACGGAUUAGCAGUAGGAGGAGGGGGAGAAGGAGGGGGAGAAGAAGAAGGAGGAGUGAACCCCGUGGGAGGGAACCACGAGAACGAAGCUGAGGAAGACACAGACCAAUUUAAGCUCCAACUAAUUGUCAAAAUUUACAACCGUAUCGAUAGAAAACUUAAACAGGUUCAGAAGGACAUCAUGCAGGUUGUGAAGCUACUGAAGAGAGAGGAAUCGGAGAAGCAGCCGAACCCUCAGGGGGGGAGUAGUGGGUUCUCCCUGGACCAGUUCUGGAAGUACACCACGGAUGCGUAUAGGACGUUGGAGAGCAAGUUUUACAAAACGGGGGGUGCUCACUACCAUGGGGAUGGUCACUACGGUGGGGAUGGUCGCUACCAUGGGGAUAACCGCUACCCCGGGUAUGAUCGCUACCCCCACCCCAACGAGCUACACACCCAACAGCGAAGACCCGAACUGCGAAGAACCGAACUGCGAAAACCCGAACUGCACAAACGGGAAGAGCAACCUGGUUCGCUUCCCCCAAACGAAUGGGACACCCCCAAUGAGAAGGACCCACCGGAGGGACACAAAAACCAAUCCAGAAAGCUCAUCCACAGCAUCCUCUUCGACAUGUGGCUCUGCGAAAUGGAACUCGGAAAUAUCGACGAUAUUUACACCACCUAUGUGUGCAACUCCAAGCGAAAAAAAAAUUUUAUUACCAACAUGGACGCCCCUGCCUUCGUUAAGAAUAUCUCGCAGCAGAUCUCCAACACGAUACUGCGCUACAUGAACAUGUGA